This is a messenger RNA of Diorhabda sublineata, 1707 nucleotides long. RefSeq lists its product as uncharacterized. NCBI's taxonomy places the organism in Eukaryota, Metazoa, Arthropoda, Insecta, Coleoptera, Chrysomelidae. The record is from RefSeq and is a predicted model, not a curated record. Bases 392 to 814 code for a protein of 140 amino acids. The transcript is spliced from 2 exons.
CAUUUUAUGCAGCAACUUCACACCGGUUGCGUUGUCAUACGUCCAACGAAACAAAUUGAAUAAUUUUAAAUGUUUAUAACUAUUUGCUAAUUUAAACAUUAUCAUUAACAUUUUGUUAGUUAUGAAAUAUUUUCGUUGCUCAAAAGUUUUUGAAAACGAAGUAGAUGUAUCAAAUCCGUAUUUUUAUCCUUCUCGGAUAAAACUAGAAAAUGGAUUCCUGCAACGUAAUAAAUGAUGGAUGUAAUUUCCAUUAGAAGUGGACAUUUUUAUUUGAUGAUUAAUAGCGUCAAUUAGGAAUUAUUUAUAAAAUAAUACUAAUAUGUCUUAAUGACUAAUUAAUAUGGAUAUAUAAACCUAAUAUUUGGAAUGAUGUUGAAUAUUAUUUAAAAAAAUGUUUCACGUCAUCAUUUUGCUAUUGGUUCAAAUGAUAGUUUUUAGUUCUGCUCAAAUUUUGAGCGUUGAAAAUGCAGACGGAUCUUAUUCUAUUGGUUUAUGGAAUUCGGAAGGGCAGGGUAGUACUGCCGAUGCCGUAUUGGGGUUGUUAUCGUUGGCUGCAGGAUGGACGCCGACGUCGCUUAAAUAUCCCGAUCCUAACGUCGUGUCUAUUGUACCAAGUUUAGAAUAUGUAUUGAAAUCUAUUAGGCAACCGAUAGAAGAAGGAUUGAAAAAUUUACUUUUAAUUAAAAAUAAUAAUAAAAAUGUUGUGAUUUUCGUUUACAGGGUGGUUUUGUUAAUUUUGGAUUUCUUAAAAUAUUAUAUUGGAUCGUCUGACGCGACAGUAUAUAAAUGGUUGGAGAAAAAACAUUCGAAUUAGUAUUUUCAUGAAAAAUAAAUUACGAACGUUUUAUUAAAUUGUGAAAAUUGUCUUAUUAUAAUUAUUAUUUCUAAUCAAAAAUUUUAGAAUUUACAGGUAUGUACUUUGAUUAUUUGUAUCUACUACAAUUUUUUAAAUUAUUUCUUAUUUAAAUGUGAAAAAAAUUAAUAUAUGAGAAUAUUUUCGUAAAUUUUUAUAAAAAAAAUUAAUUUAUACUACCGUGUAGUGAGAAUUUAUAUAUUGGGAUUACUUUCAGUUUGAAAUCUCAACAAAAACACGCUAAUUUGGCGUGUACGUACGUAGUACAAUCCAUUUAUCAAAUAUACAAAUGUACUUCCGGUUUUACUUAUAAUUAGAUUGCUCAACAUCGGGUUAGACAUUUUGAAUUCGAUUCGAUUAUAUAAAUAUAACGUUUUCCAUAGAAAAAUUGUUUAAUUUUACUCGACCUAACCUAAAAAAUAAAUGUAUAUACAAUUUUUGAUAAAUCGUAAAUAACAAUUAUUUUUUUGGUAUCGGUUAUUUCUUUCUUCAAAUAAACCCCUAUAUACGAAAAAAAUACCCCCUAUUCGUAAAAGGCGGAACCGGAAGACAACUAAAACAUCGAGUAAACGAAUCCAAUCAUAGAUAAAAUCGGAAGUAACAAUUUAUGACUUAGACAAAUGGAUUCUACUACUUCGAAAUCGCUAAACUGGCCUUUUAUAUUAUUAUUUUAUAUCGGACAAAUAAGGUAGUGUAAAUAAAAAUUCUAUUCUAGACUUUUGGAAGGCGUUCCUAAAUUCCGUGUAAUUGUUGAGUUUGAAAAAAAAACGAAUUUCCUGAAUACGACUCUGUAUUUCUAUUAAAAUUUUUACUAAAUAAAAUAUGCUAUGAAAAUAAAAUAUAUAUAAUCAUAA